ACUCAUAGCAAACUUUCAUCUUCUGUCAUCUUUCUUGCUGAAUCUUGAAAUUCUGGUAAAGAUGGUCGCCGGAAAGUCGCCAGAGCCUCUUCCGGCCGGCUGGUCCGAGCAUGUUAAAGUUAAAAACGGUCGAAAAGUCAAGUAUUAUACAAAUGCACCGAAUGGGAAAAAGUUUUAUUCCAAAAAGGACGUCAUCUGCUAUAUGAAGAUUAAAGGCAAUUCCCGUGGUCAAAACCAGGCAAUUGCUCAGCGUGAGACCAGGCACUCAGAAAGAAAUAUUAAUUCACAAAGUUCGAAGACUGCAGCGAAUCCAGAUAAAUCUCCUGAAUGGUUACCUCCUGGAUGGAUGGUUGAGGAGAAAACUCGAAUGAGUGGCGCUACCCAUGGUCAAAUUUACAAGUGUUACAUUGACCCAUUCGGAAGGAGAUUCUAUUCAAAGCCUGAAGUUUCUCGGCAUCUCAAAACUAUGAAUUGCAAUGGCCCUAUUGGCGUUGGCGAGGAAAAGAAAAGUAACAUUGAAGAACCCUCUUGCAAUAAAGUUUCUCAAAACGAGAAAGCUGAACCCUCUUGCAAUAAAGUUUCUCAAAAUGAUAAAGCUGAACCCUCUUGCAAUAACUCUUGCAAUAAAGUUUCUCAAAACGAGAAAGCUACCGGUGGCCAGAGUCAUACCUCUAGAAAGCUGAGAUCUGGAAUGGGCAAGCAACCUUCCGAUAUUGGUUCUUCUGUUGUGGUUCAAAGCAAUUUAGUGGAUGGGUUGCCAUCGGGCUGGAUAAAGGAAGUCAAAACUAGAGCAUAUGCACAUGGGGGGAUAAGACGGGAUCCGCAAUAUAUAGACCCUGUCAGUGGAUAUGUAUUUCUUUCCAAGAAGGAUGCUUUUCGCUAUAUAGAAACUGGUGACAUCGAGAAGUGUGCAAUAAGGCCCAAGAAAAGGGACUCGGAUUCAGGAACCAAUGAAGAAUCUGCUUCCCAUUCAGCUGCUGGAAGGAAAGCGGAGCAGUCUUCGACCAAAAGACAAAUUUUUGCUGGUAGAGAAAAUUCUGAACCUACCAAUUUGACAGAACCGCAAGUUGAAAGCAUUAAGAAAAGACUGCGUAGCGCUGGACGUGAUGCCAUUAAUACUCAAGUGGUUGAAGUUAAAACAGAAUGCAAAACCGCAAAUGAAGGUACUGGUCGUGAUGACAUUAAUACUCAAGUGGCUGAAGUUAAAACAGAAUGCAAAACCGCAAAUGAAGGUACUGGAACAAAACCGGGCUCUGAAGCAAGACCAAGUGAUCUAAAUGGAGAGAUUAGCGUUUCGGCUUUUGGCAAUGAUGAAACUGUGUCCACUCCUCAAUCUGGUCUCUUGCAUCAUCAGAAAUUACCGGAAAGCGAGAAGGAUAAACAUAGCGGUACCGCAUCCAUAACUAAGUUGAGAAAAUCCAGAAAGAACAAAGCUGGAAGCAAGAAGGAAAAACAUAGUGGUACAGCAUCCUUAACUAAGUCGAGAAAAUCCAGAAAAAACAAAUCUCUUGGCACACGUGCUCGGUUCUCAAAAAGACUUGCUGGGCACACCCCAGAAGAAGUGGCCAAUUUGGGUCUAGGUGAACGGGUUUUUCGAGCUGCCAUUAGAAACUGUAGUGGAACCAAAGCAAAGACAUCCUCGGUCCAAGUCCCAGUGGAUCCAGCUCAGGAAAUGCAUGCUGUUAGGGAUUCUGUCGGGACUGAAACAUAUGCAUCUUUGGUCCCAGCUCUAAGCAAUCCACCUCAAGAAGUGUGUUCUGCAACGAAUUCUAUUGGAACUGAAGCAAAUGCAUCUUUGGCCCCCCCAAAUCCACCCCGAGAAGUGGAUUCUGGUGUAACUGCAUCUUUGGCACCCCCAGCUCUUAUCAAUCCACCCCGAGAAGUGGAUUCUGGUGUAACUGAAGCAGAUGCAUCUUCGGUUCCAGCCCCAAAUAAUCUCUCAGAUCAAGAAAUGCCUAAGCACAUCGACGAGCCAACAAAGGCAACUGAUACCUGCAUAGGCGAAAAGUCUUGGUGGACAGUAGAGAAAGAGGCUGUUCCAGAGAAUCCGAUAUCAGAACCAGUAACGGAGAAACAAGAUGCCGAUAACCAAACAUUGGAAGAUCCACAACUUCGGUACCCCUUUGGGGACUGCUGGUCAGACCCAUGCCUAGAAUUCGCGUUUAAAACGCUUACAGGGGCAAUACCAGUCGAGGACUGUCUAGCCUACGAGCAAGUCCCCCCGCAGCAAUUCAACCCUUCAUAUGCUCAGUCAUCGGAUGGAUACUUUGAUCUCCCGCUAUUUGAUUCGUACAACUUGUUCCCAAAUGAUUUCCCACCAUCCAAUUCCGGACAACUAGACAAGCACACAUCGCAGGAUCUACCGCCAGCAACUCCUCCGUUCUUGUCCCCCGGGAAUAAUGGCUUACCGAGCUGCAGUGGCGUUGCUUCGCAGCCUCACUUGGAGCCCCGGAAGGACUUUCCUGCAAAGGCUAAAUCUUGACUCGCCCUUCUGAUGACAAGGGCAUGUUAAUGGUGUAAUAGUGUAAGCAAUAAUUCAUAAUAACUAGUUUACUUGUUCAUCUUUUGUUGUUUAACAUGGUGUAGUGACAGGGAUAAAUGUAGUGUAAUACUGGGAUAGUGUCAGUUUCAGGUUGUCUAAAGAUUUAUUAAUUAGGUCGGAAAAAUGGUUGUGAAAGAUUUAGCUUGUUGUCGUGUUGACAGGCGGAUGCUGCUUGUAUAAAACACAGAAAACAUAGUUCCUUGUACUUUUCUUUAGUUUUUACACCCCGCGCUUGCCAUUUUGUUCGUUAAGACUAAUAAAUGUUCAUUUUUAAUAUAUUAA
Messenger RNA from Ipomoea triloba (trilobed morning glory), 2824 nucleotides. RefSeq lists its product as uncharacterized. The record is from RefSeq and is a predicted model, not a curated record. The transcript is spliced from 9 exons. Gene Ontology annotation, molecular function: DNA binding. The coding region runs from base 62 to 2482 and encodes 806 amino acids. Lineage: Eukaryota; Viridiplantae; Streptophyta; Magnoliopsida; Solanales; Convolvulaceae.